AUGUCCAACAUCAUUCACAAAGUAUCAGACAAGCUUAUGGGUCAUGACGACCAUAAUGACGAGCGGGACUCGCAGGGAAAUCGUUUGAGCGAGCAGCAGCAGCAGCAGCGCGACGACGAUAGGAUGCCGCUACCCUCGCAGCAUAUGGGUGGCUCUGACACGACCUCGGGCCACCAAAUGCAAAGCAAGCAUGGUGGUUACCGUCAGCAGGAGCACGACUUGCAAGGCAACACCUCUGAGUUUGCCUCAAACCGGUCUAACCCCAUGCAGGGGCAGCAGAUGCCAGGGCCCGUGAUGGGCGGAAAAGACGUUGGAGAUGACACUUGGGACGAAGACGAGGAUGUAGACAACGACCAGCGCAGAGCUGGAGGCACGCGCAGAAAGGACGACUACGCUGAUGAGUUUCAAAAACGCUACUGGUGA
Molecule: messenger RNA, 423 nt
Organism: Lachancea lanzarotensis
Lineage: Eukaryota; Fungi; Ascomycota; Saccharomycetes; Saccharomycetales; Saccharomycetaceae
Product: LALA0S05e06722g1_1
Exons: 1
Coding region: 1-423 (140 amino acids)
Source: RefSeq, a predicted model, not a curated record